GCGAGCAUGCGCAUCGCCGCCGCGCGGUCACGCGCUUGGCAGGGGCGGGGAAGCCCGGAGAUGCUGCGGCUGCUGGAGAAGCUCCCGCCGGGCCGCGGCCUCGAGUUCCUUCAUAAAAUAGUUGAUGGCAUAUGUGGCCGUGCUUAUCCUCGCUACCAGGAUUACAGCAGUAUUUGGAACUUGUCAGAAUGGAUGGAGGUUUUAGAAGAAACAAGGACAUAUUUCAAAACUGUGGUUGGCAAAAACAUAUCUGAUGAAGAGGCUGCUCAGCAGAUAAAUGAGUUAAAUUCAAACUGUCAAGAAGCAAUCACAGAAUGUCUAAAAGGCAGAAAGGAAGAAAUCAGAAAUGCACUAGUGGAAAGAAUAAAUGCAAUCUCUUCUGCCCAGCUGCAGGAUUUUGACUGGCAGCUGAAGCUUGCUCUCUCCAGUGAUAAGAUCUCCAUGCUCCAAAUGCCUCUUCUCAAACUUGAUCUGGAUGUGAGAGAAAAUGGUGAAAUUAAACCAGUUUCAAUAGAGAUGAAUAAGGAAGAGGUGCAGAACCUAAUAAAUACACUGGAAGCUGCUAAUAAGGUAAUGUUAACUGAUAUCAUCCUUUGUUCCUGACUCCUCUGUUUGGUCUGGAUAUCCUGUUGAAAAUCCAAAAUAAAUCAUUAAUUGGGAAAAUGAAUAUAGAGUUAGAGAGUGUUACAUAAGGCAGACUAUCUUGGAUAGACUUCAGGGGUGUUUUAACAAAGUUUAGCCUAGAAUUUUUAAAAAGCUAAUUAGAAUCCUGAUAAGCAUAGUAGUCUGUUCAGACCACCAUUAAAAAGUCUGGUGGGGAUUGGAGAAGAAGCAAAUGAAAUGACAAAAUGUCAGAUAAGAGUUGAUUUUGAAAGACUGGAGAUGACUCCAGUGUUCCCCCAGCUUCACAAAUUGUCAGUGGCUGGGAAUGCAUCUGGGAGUAUUGUUUGGUUCAAAUUUAGUGCUUUAAUUUCCAUGGCAUAGUAAAUCAGGAAGAAAGUUAGAAAGAUUGUAAUACAGUAAUGCGAAAGAAAAUUUCAACUAAAACUUAAUUGUAGUGUCUUGGAUUUCUUAGUAGACUUAAAUAGACUUACUAGUCUUAAAAGACUAAGGGAAGUAAGGAUUUGAAGGAAAAAUUUUAAGGAAAGAAGUGUUAUCUGACUUGCACCCUAAUGAUAACUGAAUCCUGGAGUCCCUCCUUGUUAGUUACCUUUCAAUAUUAAUUCUGGCUCUGUAAUAAGGGAAAGUAGGAUUUUUUUUUUUUUAAUCUGAAAGUGUCUUAAAUGUUCAUGAAGUCUGUUGUAUGAGAGAUGGAGUUCUCUGACAUCUUGCAGGAUGGAUAUGAAAGUAUUGUAUUAGCAUGUAUUAGAAGUUAGCAGCUCCUAGUUGCUUCAAAACAUUUAUUAAGUAAGGGGUUUCUUUAGAUGUUUUAUAUGAUGUUACGAUGCUGUGGAUGGAAUCUGUAGACCAACAUUUAGGAAAAAAAUCUCUGUUGGUAUAUAAAACCUGAAAAUAAUAGUUCUAGAGCUCAUAGAGUUAGAUAAUAAGUUAUAAUAGCACUGUUAAUAUUUUGAGUUACAAAAGACACUAAGAUUAUGUUUACAAGUUGCUUUAAUAAGACUAAUGCAAGACCUCUGAAUAACUGUGCAGCUCCCAGUAAGAUAAAUGCUUUAGUCCAGAUACGAGUGGUGUUCCUUUGAGAUGAGAGCACUUAGUAACUUUAUUUCCCCUGGACUUUUUCCUCCAAAAAGUUUCCUAAAUUUCCUCCUAAAUGAAAAUAGUAGCUCGUCAUGAAAUCUACACUGGGCAAACAAGGAUUCUUCAGGGACAGAAUUCAGUCUCCACAUGCCGUUUGUUCUGCUUGAAGGUCCAUGUGGAAGCUGUGGGAUGUUGUCAUCUCCUUACUUAGUUUUAUGUGUGCAGGAGGAGGAAUUCGCUCUAGAAAUGGUUCUUUGAUUCCGCUUUGUGCAGAAGUAGUCUCACUGGACGUGGAAGUUACCAUUCUACUUUUUUUUUUUUUUUUAAUACAGCAAGCUGAGGAAUGGUUUGCGUGCCAUAAAUGCUAAAGUUAUUGGAAGUAAUAUUGUGUGAGGUUGUAAAGAGAGCUGAGAGAGGGAUGGUGUGUUUUCCAGAGGAAAGAAAUCAUUAUACAGUUGCAUAUUAUACUACAGAAAGCAAAAUACUAUAUUACUUGACUGCUUAAGUUUUGAAAUCAUACAGCUUUAAUCUCAUUCC
Molecule: messenger RNA, 2235 nt
Organism: Cuculus canorus (common cuckoo)
Lineage: Eukaryota; Metazoa; Chordata; Aves; Cuculiformes; Cuculidae
Gene: COMMD8
Product: COMM domain containing 8
Exons: 4
Coding region: 7-603 (198 amino acids)
Source: RefSeq, a predicted model, not a curated record